This is a messenger RNA of Orbicella faveolata, 2401 nucleotides long. RefSeq names its product core alpha-(1,3)-fucosyltransferase-like. Gene Ontology annotation, cellular component: membrane. NCBI's taxonomy places the organism in Eukaryota, Metazoa, Cnidaria, Anthozoa, Scleractinia, Merulinidae. Gene Ontology annotation, molecular function: fucosyltransferase activity. The record is from RefSeq and is a predicted model, not a curated record.
CUUCGACAGCCCGCGCGUCAUGAAACAAAUUUUUCCUUCCGUACCCCCGGUAAAAUUGUCGUUGUUCUGAGCGAAAUUUCCCUUACCCCACCCCGAGAAGGGUGAAAUUGUCAACAUCUGGUCGUCAACGAAGAUUUUGAAUCUCGCGCUCGGAAAUUUGCUACGCGUCGGUUCUUUCAAACGUUUGUUCUAGAAACAAAGGAGCCUCAAAGCUGCAAACAAAAAUGCCCACAAAAGAAAGUUAAUCCCAGAGCCAUUGUCUACCAAAGAUUAAACAUAAUGGCAGAAGGCAACUAUGAAGUUUGUUUCUAGAUUAAAUGAAGAGUGUUGAUUUGUAUUCGUCACCUGUCGUGCUUCAGGUUACGGGUCCUUUUCAAAUCAACCUGCUACUGCUUGAUUCACUUUAUCUUCUCCAAUUUGACCUUGCUAAUAGCGUUCAAAGCAGUAUUUCUUUAACACUGUUCUUGUCGCACUGUUCAGUAGACACCAAUUUAUUUGAUUAGUCCGUCGUUUUAAUGAAGUUCCCAAAGCUAAAAUGUUUUGGAAAUUUUCCGUUGCGAUCAGCUUUUUCCAAUGUUUAUAUUUUUCUUUUGUCCAUCGGAAUUAGCUUUGUCUUCUAUACUGCAUUAUUCAAGAAGGUAUUUUUGUUUGAAGAGGCGUAUUUUGCAAACAUGACUGUCGGACCCCGAAUUGCGAGACGAGAACCAAGGAACAAGUUGAUCUUGCUGUACACACCGUAUUUUGGCGGAGGGUGGGUGAACGAUCCAACGUUAGGGCCAGCUCGUCCAACAUUUGAAGAGGGCCACGCCACAUUCAAAGACUGUGAGAUACCGACUUGUGUGGUGACAUACAACAGAAGAAAGCUAUCAGAGGCGGAUGCCGUUGGAUUUCACCACCGAGACAUGCCUCGUCGUCUUCCGUCCCGGAGAACUCCUCAGCAAGUCUGGUUCUACUUUGUAUUAGAAAAUCCUUUAAACGUAGUUAUGAACGCCGAUGGCUAUGCGGGCGUUUUUAACUGGACAAUGUCUUACAGACGGGAAUCGGAGAUUUAUACACCCUACGGCAAGUUCACACCGUUAAAAGAGGGUUCUGCGGAGUAUUUCACCGGUCAUGAAUUAACUGGGAAAGAUAAGCAAGUGGCGUGGUUGGUCAGUAACUGCAAAGCAAACAAGCGUAUGGACUACGUUAUGGAAUUACAAGAAUACAUCAAUAUUUCCAUAUAUGGAUUAUGUGGAGACAGAGAGGCCUGUCCCUUGAAACGUCGCUCGCCUAGCUGUAACUCGUUGCUAAGACGACACAAGUUUUAUCUGGCUUUCGAGAACGGUAACUGUGAAGAGUACAUCACGGAAAAAUAUUGGGAAAACGCGAUUGGUAAUGAUAUUGUUCCUAUCGUCAUGGGUGGCGCCGAUUAUAAAACGCUCGCGAUUCCCAAUUCUUACAUUGAUGUUGAAGACUUCGCGUCACCUAAACACCUUGCUGAUUAUCUGCUUUACCUAGAUGCCAAUGACACAGCUUACAAGGAAUAUUUCGUUUGGAAAAAACUAUAUCAACGUGUGGCACCGAACCGCGCUUGUACAUUGUGCAAACAACUUCAUAAUAAGAGUCUUCUCACAUUUCCAAGAGUAUACAAGAACAUGGCACGAUUUUGGAAUAGACACCAAUGCAAAAGGCCAAUUUUAUAGACUAAACUACUGAACUGCCGGGAAACUGAUCAAAUGAUCGAAAUCUGCUGAUCGAAGUGAUUGUCACUUGACUUACAAUGUAGAUCAUUGUGGCAUAGAGAGAGAGCGGGAGCUCCUUAUAGGAACUCAUAACUCACACAAGAAAAACCUCUUAACGAACUACUAUAGACAAGAAACGUGAUGGAUGUCAUUCAUUCUAUAUCUAUUUUUUUUUUUUUUUUUUUUUUUUUUUUUUUUACAAAAUUCAGCUGGAGAUCAAGUACCUGAGGUGAAAGUGAUAAAACACUCGAACAAUGAAACUGACACGCAUCUGGUAUGUGGCACGCCCAUCAAUUCCAUUGUCAAUUUUUUCUUAUUUAUUCCUUAGCUUUCUAUGUUGAUUUCAUCACUUUCAAAUCACAUUAGUUUUCUCAUUUGUGUCAAAUGUACAUCAUCAACACGCGUGCGGCCUUUAACAAAAAGCAACAUAUAAGUGAAUACAUGAAAGAUCAUGUAUUUGAACUGCGGAGAAAGAAAUGAAGACACGAUUGAUAUCGCAGUUAUAGCGGAGCUGCGCACGAGCGGAGCACCAUACCUUAGGAAAUUUGGUAACCCAUCGAUCUCCAAAGUUUUGGUUGUUGGGGCGUGACUCUCCGUGCGUGUGUCCGCUGAACAAUUACGUGCUCACAAUUGAUCAUUUUUUGAGUUUUUUAUCCAAGAAAAACAAAUCUCUUUUAUUC